This is a messenger RNA of Canis lupus familiaris (dog), 2975 nucleotides long. RefSeq names its product trichoplein keratin filament binding (gene TCHP). Lineage: Eukaryota; Metazoa; Chordata; Mammalia; Carnivora; Canidae. The record is from RefSeq and is a predicted model, not a curated record. Gene Ontology annotation, biological process: apoptotic process. Gene Ontology annotation, cellular component: keratin filament. Bases 155 to 1657 code for a protein of 500 amino acids. The transcript has 13 exons.
GUCGUCGAUCCGUUGCCCGGGCAACGGGCGGGGAAACCGCCGGCGUGGGGGCCGUGCGGCGCCGGGAAGGUGGCGGCGGGACGGGGCGGGCGUGGCUGGGGCAUGCACGAGCUCGGCGGGGGCGCUUUUCGGAAACUCCGGGGCGCUGAGAAACAUGGCACUUCCCACGCUGCCCUCCUACUGGUGCAGCCGGAGGCUCCUGGACCAGCAGAUGGCCCGACAGCGACACCGAGAGCAGGAGGCCCGGCUUCGGCAGCAGUGGGACCAGAACAGCCGCUACUUCAGGAUGUCUGAUAUCUGUAGCUCCAAACAGGCGGAAUGGAGCUCCAAGACCUCCUACCAGCGGAGCAUGUAUGCCUAUCAGCGUGAGAAGAUGAAGGAGGAGAAGAGGAAGCAGCUGGAAGGCAGACGGGAGAGGCUCAGGCAGCUGCUGCUGGAGGAGCAGGAGCUGCUGGCCAGAGAACUCGAGGCGCUGCGGUUAAGCAUGGACUUGCGGGAGGGAAGAAUCCGGGAGCGGCACGGCAGUCUGAAGUCGGCCCGAGAAGAGCAAAGAAAACUGAUUGCUGAACAACUUUUGUAUGAACAUUGGAAGAAGAACAACCCCAAACUUCGAGAGAUUGAAUCAGCCCUUCACAAGGAGCAUGUGAUAAACUCCUGGAAAAUGCAGAAAGAAGAAAAAAAACAGCAAGAAGCCACUAAAGAGGAAGAGAACAAACGGUCUGAAAAUGAGUAUGAACGGGCCCGAAGGGAAGCACUGGAGCGGAUGAAAGCGGAGGAAGAGAGAAGGCAGUUGGAGGGCAAACUCCAGGCUGAGGCGCUGCUCCAGCAGAUGGAGGAGCUGAAGCUGAAGGAGAAGGAGGCCACCAAACUGAAGAAGGAGCAGGAGAAUCUGCUGAAGCAGCGGUGGGAGCUGGAGAGGCUGGAGGAAGAGAGGAAGCAAGUGGCAGCCUUCCGGCAGAAGGCGGAGCUAGGACGCUUCCUGCGACAUCAGUAUAAUGUGCAACUCAAUAGGCGUACACAGCAGAUCCAAGAGGAACUGGAGGCGGACAAACGCAUCCUGCAGGCGCUCAUUGAGAAGGACGAUGAGAACCAGCGCAUGCACUUGGCCAGGCGGGAGCAGGCCCUGGCUGAUGCGGCCUGGAUGAAGCAGGUCAUUGAAGAGCAGCUGCAGCUGGAGAGGGAGCGGGAGGCAGAGCUGCAGCUGCUGUUGAGGGAGGAGGCCAAGGAGAUGUGGGAAAAGAGAGAGGCGGAGUGGGCCCGGGAGAGGAGCGCACGAGACAGACUGAUGAGUGAGGUUCUGACAGGGAGACAACAACAAAUACAAGAAAAGCUUGAAGAAAACAGACGGGCACAAGAGGAGUCCCUGAGACACAGGGAACAGCUUAUUCAAAAUCUUGAGGAGGCAAGAGAGUCAGCUCGUCGUGAGAAAGAGAAGAGUGAGGAACUGAAAUCGGCCAGGAAACAGGAGCUUGAGGCCCAGGUUGCAGAGCGCCAGCUGCAGGCAUGGGAGGAGGACCAGCAGCAGGAGGAAGAGGAAGAGGAAGCGAGGCAGGCAGAGCAGCUCACCGACACCCUGCUGCAGGAGGAGGCGAAGAUGAUGGCCGAGCGGGGCUACCGGCCCCAGCCCUACGGACAUCCCAGAAUUGCUUGGAACUGACUUCGUUGGUACCAUAAGCACAGAGAGCAGGGACGCUGAGGCUCUUGAUGCGCAGGUGCCAGAUGGUUGUACAGUGUUCUGUUUGAGUGUUUGGGUCACUGCAAAACAGUUCAGUGAGCCUAUUUGGGUCCAUAGUUAAACGGAGCAAGGGCCACACCAGACUAAGGUGGUGUGGAUAGGCAGCAUCCAGCAGGAGGCUGUUUCCUGCCUUUUGUGUCCAAGGUGGGUCUCUUCUAGUCACACGACAGUGCUGUCGCCCAGUCCCAUGAUAGAUUUAGAAAGUCAGACUCUGCAUCCCAGCUAGGAGCUGUGGAGUGUGUCCUGUGACAGGAUAUAUUUUUCUUGUUGCCUCAUGCUAAUUGUCAGCCUCCAGUGAAGACUCCCGCUGGAGAGAUGAAGGAAGUUUCUCAGUUUUUAAACUUGCCAUUUAAAUUUCACUGUUCUGUUGAGAACAAAUUGGUAAGCCUUGGUGCACUUCAUUUUAGGUUUAUCAAUUUAGUGGUCCCAGAAGGAUCACGUCUUGUUUUCUGGAAGAAAAAACUAUGAACUCCAAGACAGGCUGAUGUGCUCCAUGAGUGCUUUCCGGAAAGGCAGCAAGAAAUAGGUCUUUCCUCCUUCAGGAAUCAUUUGGUAGAAUUUCCAUAGAUCACCCUGUGUGAGGUGAUCCCAACAUGUAUGUUACUGAAUCCCAGAAGGGGGCCUCAAAAGGCCACCUGGGUGGCUAGCCUUUUGGCAUGACGUUUUUUUUUUUUGGCAUGACACUUUGGACCUCUUGUGUCUUGUGAAGGUCUCAGCGCCACGCAGCCUUCUGGGAUGUGUGUGCCCUGAGCCUGAAGGAGGUAGAUUGUACUCAACCAGAUUGGCUAGAACUUGCUCUUCCCACCGUGACACAGUUCUAGAUUAAUCUCUGCAAGGAGUACAAGUUCCCUGCAGCAAUAAUCAUAUUUUUAUGACUUGUAUAUUUUUUUUCAGAUUCUUCCUCUGAGACUUCAGUUUUCAUUUAUUGUAUUUAAGGUUGCACAUCUCAGUAAAUUACAGCUAAUUAAAGGGCUAUGUGCCAGGUUAUUAAAAACCAGAGUUUAUUAAAAAAAAGUCCAGAGUGUAAUGGGCUGUAUUGCCUUCCACAUACAUUGUGCACUAUAAAAACAAAUGGAGCAGCAAACUGUAUCCUUAAUCUGUUUUUCUUUUUUUUUGUCUUGAAUUUCUUUGGAUAUGAUCCCCUGAGCACCACUUCCAUCACUUCCAUUAUUCUUGCUCCUAUAUGCUUCCCCGUUUCAAAUGUUCAUUUAUUGUGAAAUAAAGUUCUAGUGUGAAGGGA